UAAGUUGACAUGGAAAUGCAAAAUAUAUGGGAUAUCGUUAAAACGUGGAUACUAGGACGAACAGUAAUACAAAACAGAUGGUUUAGUAUAUUUGGCACAACGAUGUAGGCAUGCCAGCAGGGAUGUCGGUGGAACAAUAAGUGACAGUGACGGAAUGUGAUACUUUUGUAAGGAUCCUCCUGAUGUCUACCAACUAGACGAAGAUAAGGCGAUGGUCGACGCUUUCCGCAAAGAACUCUAGAUAAAAUAAUGGACUGAUAUUGGGAAUGACCAUCACACAAAAUGCGAGCAGCGUCGAUAACUCCUCGGCCCUGACAAAGUCGUCACAAUGGGACACACAUGGUUACGUCUGCGUGACCAUAGUUGCAAUGUUCGUCCCCUUCAUCCUCCUGGGCAACCUCAUGGUUAUCAUCUCGGUCGCUAAGUUCAAGCGUCUCCACAUUCCCACGAACUACUUUCUGACAUCACUGGCGGUUGCCGACGUUUUGGUGGCGGCAGCGUUGCCGUUCUAUGCGCUUGCGGAAUUACAUCAUUUGAACAUGGGCGACAGUUCUUUGUGUAUUAUCGUUAACCGCGUUUUAAUGACCGCCGGUGGUUGUUUCGGUCAUGACCCUUGCGGUGAACGCUUAUGACCGCUACACGGCCAUCAUGAAUCCGCUAGAGUACAUUUUGAUCAUGACGCCGCGGCGGAUUGCCGUGCUCGUGCUCAUAUGUUGGAUCUUCAGCAGCUUUAUAUGUUGGGCCCCGUUUGUGAUCGGUUGGUACACAAGCGUACCAGGCGAAGAAGAACAUCACUAUAAUCAACUGCACAAGAACGCUAGAAUUUUAUUCACGGGUGCGAUAUUUGUGCCCUCGUGCAUUCUAAUAGUGUUCUUCUACUGGCGGAUGUUCCUGAUUGCCCGCCAUCAUGCGCGCGCAAUCGCCGCCGUAGAGCACUCAGUAAGACGAAGCCUAGAGGCACGCUUUGUGCGCAAAGAUACGAAAUAUGCGAAAACAAUCGCCGUUUUGAUAGGAGUAUUUCUGUGUUGCUGGUUGCCGUUUCAGAUCUGUAUCGUUGUGGACAUCACGCACCAAGUGUCCUCCCACAGAUGGUUACAUAAUUACCUCAUGUUGCUUGCAUUUCUCAACAGCGGGGUCAAUCCGUGGGUUUACGCAUAUAAAUCUGUGGACUUCCGCUCAGCGUACAAGAACAUUUUCCGACUCCUGUGUAAGCAACCCGCGAUUCCAGACGAGCGGGCUUCAAGCAGUGUAUCCUCAGUAAGCGGACCAGCAGCAACGAUUUCGCGCAUGCAACUGAACCGCGUUAACAGCCGGGUAGCCGCGAGUAACAUGCUCCGAACGCUGCGGCGGGAAGUUGGUCGAACAAGAGUAGAAUACGCCCUCGACCGGCGAUUCUCCGGUCCCUUCAGAGCGGGUUCCACUAUUGGGACGUUGCCCGAUUUGCUAAGAGUAUACGCAGCUAGCCCUAGACAUAGCUCUCUGGUGAGUACAUGUAUUGAAGAGGAACCCCCUUCCAACAUUAACGCCGACUCUGGAUGCGUCACCGGCGAUGUCGAAAUGACCAGUUACGUCACUGCAUUUCCAGUCUCCGAGGCCGUCGAACACUCUACUGAAGUACCUUGAGAAGUACCUUGCAUUUGUGGACAAAACUAGAAUUAAAGAACAAGAAUCUCGUUUCCAUAGGUACGGGGAUACUGCGACCGAGUAUCUGCUUUCAUGAUAGGUCCGGGGAUACUGCGACCGAGUAUCUGCCUUCAUGAAAGAUGGAAAAACGAUAUUGGAUAUAUCAUGGACCGAUUUACUUAAUGUAAUUUUACAGGUAUCAUAAUACGUCCGUAUAUACAUCUAUGUAUAUAUAACCAUCUCGUAAGUUAUUGUAACACCUCAUAAGGCUAAUAUAUCCAGAAACAAAGAAAAUAUACUUCAUGGAUUUAAUCACUGUAAAUUGUAUAAAAACGGACAUAGGUAAAGUCCAAAUUUGACAAACGUCUUUUUGUGGGUUAAAAGUCAAACUUAAAACUAUUGAAUAAUACAACAUUACACAAAACUGAAUAUGAGCCUUCAAGGCAAAGUGCUAUAUUCGGCCAAUAUCUUGUAAAUGAUAUUUGCAGGUCCUUAUUUAUUUAGUAUACAUGUUUUACGUAUACCAUUAUAUUUUUGUGUGAAUAAAAUAU
Dreissena polymorpha is the source of this 2174-nucleotide messenger RNA. RefSeq names its product 5-hydroxytryptamine receptor 1B-like. Gene Ontology annotation, cellular component: membrane. The coding region runs from base 607 to 1623 and encodes 338 amino acids. The transcript has 2 exons. Gene Ontology annotation, biological process: G protein-coupled receptor signaling pathway. The record is from RefSeq and is a predicted model, not a curated record. Gene Ontology annotation, molecular function: trace-amine receptor activity. NCBI's taxonomy places the organism in Eukaryota, Metazoa, Mollusca, Bivalvia, Myida, Dreissenidae.